This is a messenger RNA of Scedosporium apiospermum, 1446 nucleotides long. Its product is annotated as Dimethyl-sulfide monooxygenase. Gene Ontology annotation, molecular function: monooxygenase activity; oxidoreductase activity, acting on paired donors, with incorporation or reduction of molecular oxygen. The record is from RefSeq and is a predicted model, not a curated record. The coding region runs from base 1 to 1446 and encodes 481 amino acids. The transcript is spliced from 8 exons. NCBI's taxonomy places the organism in Eukaryota, Fungi, Ascomycota, Sordariomycetes, Microascales, Microascaceae.
AUGUCGCCUACGUCGGAAAACAGUGGCCGCAAGAAGAGCCUCAUUGUCAAUGCAUUCGUUGAGAUGUGUAGCGGCCACCAGUCCCCGGGACUUUGGCGGCAUCCGGACGACCAGUCAUGGAAAUUCACCGACGUCGAGCACUGGGUUGAGCUAGCUAAGACUCUCGAGGAGGCAAAAUUCCAUGGCAUCUUCAUCGCCGACGUGCUUGGAGGCUACAACGUCUACAAGAAGUCCUUAGAUCCUGCAAUUAUCACUGGUGCGCAAUGGCCUGUGAACGAGCCCCUCUCCGUGAUUCCUGCCAUGGCCGCAGCGACCAAGAGCAUUGGGUUUGGAGUGACCGUCUCGACUACAUAUGAGCAGCCCUAUCACCUUGCGAGGCGGCUGUCUACUGUCGACCAUCUUACGAAGGGACGUCUUGGCUGGAACAUUGUGACAGGAUAUCUCGAUUCGGCUGCCCGCAACUUGGGACGGACCGAACAGCCUGCCCACGAUGAUCGCUACGCCCAAGCCGAGGAGUACGUCAAAGUGAUGUACAAGCUCUUCCUCUCCUCGUGGCGCGACGACGCCGUCCAGCUCGACCGCGAAAAGGGCAUCUACACCGCACCGGAACUCGUGCGAGAAAUCAACCACCAAGGCAAAUUCUUCACCGUCCCCGGCCCCCACAUCGUCCAGCCGAGCCCCCAGCGUCUACCCCUCGUGUUGCAGGCGGGAACAUCCCGCGCGGGGAAGCAAUUCGCGGCCCAGCAUGCCGAGGCAAUCUUCGUGUCCGCCCACGCGCCCAACGUCCCUGCCAAGAGCAUCGCGGAAAUCAGGCAGCUGGCGAAGGAAGAGUUCGGAAGGGACCCCAACAAUAUCAAGGUGUUGGCGCUCGUGACGCCUAUUUUGGGCAGGACCCAGGAGGAGGCGUUGGAGAAGUAUAAGGAGGCGGAGAAGUAUGCGUCGGAUGAGGGUGCGUUGGCGCUGUUCGCGGGGUGGACGGGCAUCGACCUGAAUGAGUAUGGUGAUGACGAGGAGUUGCGAGAGGUGGAAAGCAACGCCGUGAGAUCCACCGUCAGAGCCUACGCCCAGUUUUCGCCUCAAGACUCAAAGUGGACGAAACACACCAUUGCCAAACAUAUCCGACUAGGAGGCAAUGGACCUAUCCUCGUAGGAACCCCCGAAAAGGUCGCCGAUGACCUCGAGACCUGGAUCAACGUGGCCGAUGUUGACGGUUUCAACUUUGGAUACGUCUUGUUCCCCCAAUCCUUCAAGGAUAUCAUCGAGCUGCUGCUUCCAGAACUCCGCAAGCGCGGUCUCUUCUGGGACGAUUACGCGGUGCCGCAGGGAACAUACCGAGAGAACUUUUACGGCCGGGCGGGCCAGAAAUACCCCAUUGACGAACACGCGGCGGCCGCAUUUCACUGGAAGGCGGGAGUGCCGGCUAGCGAACAUGUCAUCCCGGAGUAG